Cotesia congregata is the source of this 1731-nucleotide messenger RNA. The record is from the annotation of a GenBank genome assembly. NCBI's taxonomy places the organism in Eukaryota, Metazoa, Arthropoda, Insecta, Hymenoptera, Braconidae.
AUGGACGAGGAGCGUCUCGCGGGCGGUGGUCCGGGUUCAACUACUCCAGGCAGUGGAUUAAGCUCCUCGCCGAAGAGACAAUACCUCGAGUCCUCGGUGUACAGGCUGGCGGGCGCCGAGGAAACGAAAGCGAGCAAGGAGUAUCACCAGCAUCAGCAGCAGGGCGACCGGUUGGUGGGACGUCGUGAUUCGAAAGCAAGCACAGUGGCUGCUAACGUCGGAGAAACGGACACGGACACGGCCACGACGAAUGUGACCAACAACUUUGAGUACGACGACAAUGAAUGGGACAUUGGCAUAGGCGAUCUGAUAAUCGACCUCGAUGCUGACAUAGAGAAGACGAGGGACGAGAAAUUGAGCUCGGGAAACGGGAUGGCUUCAACGCCUGCCUCGGCAGCAGCCACGAAUAAUCAGAACCAGAGUCACCAGAGUCACCAGUUACAGAGUAACCAGCACCAGGUUAACAACGUUGUUCCCCACCAGAAUUCUUUGCCUUUGUCGACGAGUUCUGUUAACGCGGUUCACAUUAACUCCGGCAAUCCCGGAAAAAUGGCUGUUGAACACUCGGCCACCGUAGACAAAGGCCUCAAGAUGAAGAUCAAGCGAACCAAAACAGGAACCAAGACCAGCGAGACUAAGCACGAAAUUGUCAAGUCCAACGAAAUUAACGGAACCAGUUCCAACCAGGACGGGAACGGUAACUCCACCUCGUCCAACUCUUCGACGUCUUCCUCGGGCUCUUCGACGUCCUCGAGCUCCUCGACCAGUUCUCAGAACUCGGAUGUUCCUACGGGGAACUCCUCUUCCUCCUCUAAUAAGUCCAAGCCACAUUCCCCGGCUUCCGGACCGCCCGCAUCCUCCACGGUGGGUUCCAAAAGAGGCUCCAGUGGUCAUAGGAGGGACAAAGCCAGGGACAAGCACGAAAAGCCCCAGAGCAAUAGUCACGGGCCCCAGCAGAACAGUAAGCCCGAGAUGAACGGAACUGCCAGGCCGGUGUCUCAGGGUCAGAAUUCCACGGGCGCUGGCGCCCAGUCGCAGGGUCCUACUCCCGCAGCGACUGCUCCUCAGCAACCUCAGGGUCCACCACCCAGUUCUAGAACUGGGUUCCCAGGAGCUCAAGGUGUUGGUCCUCCCGCGACCAGCGCUGCUGCUCCAUGUCCUCCUCCUAGUCCAGCUUCGGCGACUGCUGCUGGUUCCGCCGCGAAACCAGAGCAGACCAAAGUCGCUGCUGUUCCUGGGCCUACUUUAAACACGAGUGUUGACGAGGCUAUGGACACGGCUGCGUGUAGUUCGCCGCCUAUGAAGAAGAUGAAGACGUCUAAUUCUGAGCCAAAGCGGAUACAUACACACACUUCCACAUUGAGCCAAGUAAAAUUGGGUGGCGAGGGAAAAGGCAGCAGCAGGAGCAAUAGCAGCAGAAAUAGUGGAGCUGCAAGGGAAGUUCGGGGCAGCCGAGUCGAGGGGUUGAAAUCAAUACUCUGCGGUCUCCGCCCCCGCGAAUACAGGAAUGAAUACACGAGCAAACACGAGGGCGAGACUACACCAAAGUCCAGGGGGUGGAAAUUUCCUCCCCUUCCCUCUUCAUUCUUCCCGAGCUACUCCAGACGGGUGGGUUGGAUGCUUUUGCCUUUUCACUCUUACUUUGCUACUUGUCAGAGUUUUGUCGUCGUAGUCGGCAGUAACAGCCCCUUUACUUUCGACGAGGGUUCCCGUGCCGAUUACAGUAAUUAA